AUGGCGCCCAAGAAGCGGACCCUCGAGGUGCCGACGGUCACUCCAGAGGAGCUCGAGAAGGCGAAGGCACUGCUGAGGGACGCCGACGAGUCGCAGGGGCAGAAGCGCAAGUACGACGGGUGGCCCGUUGCCAAACGCAGGGAGUUCUUCCAGGCUUUCUUCGCGGAUAAGCUCGCGAAGGGAGGUACUUCGAAGACCACCAAGUCGAGCAUCCUGAGUACGAAGAACAAGAACACGACUGUGUGGUGGAGCCUUUCGAAGAUGAUCGCAGAGUUCGGCGAGCAGAAGGCCAAGGAGAAGGCCGAGUUGUUCGACAAGGAUGAGAAGAUGCAUCGCCCCGACAAGGAUACAGGCAAGGACGGGCAAUGGAGCAGGGAGUACCGCAUCGUCCUGGACAGCCACGAAGAGGGCGACGAGGAGCUAGACAUUCAGGAGGUCAACGCCGAGGAGAGCCUCGACACCGUGGAGACGCAGAAGGAGGCGGUGGACACCCUCAGGGACAUGCAGUCGUGCAAUGGCGCGGGCUCGUCGGCUUCUGGCACUGACGCCCCGCUGGCGAAAGUGAAGGAGGAGCCCGCGGAGAAGCCUGAAGCGAAGCCCGAGGAGAGCGCAACCUUCAAGGCCCUGCAGACCGAGGGGAGGAAGGUCGUGUGGAACGUCGGGAAGGCGCUGACCCAGGCAAAGCAUAUGUUCCUGGCGACCAAGGGCGGGAAGUUUGUCGGCGAGCUCAACAAGGAGAUCGGCCUGAACGUCAAGCAGCUCACGGAGGUCUUCAAGCUGGCCGAGGACAGCGUGUUGGAGGAUAGAGAGAAAGCAGAACUCUUGGCGGUGAGCGUGAAGAUCGACGAAGCCUUCGAUGCACUGAACGAGAACGUCGAGUGGUUCAACAAGUUUUUUGCAAAGGAGGGCCAGCAGAGGAAGGCUCACUGGAAGCUCGGAGGAGUGCUGGCCCCCCGACGUGCGUGGCAUUGGGGCAAGAUGUGGACGUCGGCUGCGCCAGAGGGCACUCACUGGGCACUUGGCGCUGGGCAUCGCAAGUUUGGCGGCAGCGACAGCCGCUAG
Messenger RNA from Prorocentrum cordatum, 1062 nucleotides. Lineage: Eukaryota; Dinophyceae; Prorocentrales; Prorocentraceae. The record is from the annotation of a GenBank genome assembly.